Messenger RNA from Solea senegalensis (Senegalese sole), 2287 nucleotides. It is a transcript of the gene pofut1, whose product is annotated as protein O-fucosyltransferase 1. The record is from RefSeq and is a predicted model, not a curated record. The transcript is spliced from 7 exons. Gene Ontology annotation, cellular component: endoplasmic reticulum. Lineage: Eukaryota; Metazoa; Chordata; Actinopteri; Pleuronectiformes; Soleidae. Gene Ontology annotation, molecular function: peptide-O-fucosyltransferase activity. The coding region runs from base 19 to 1203 and encodes 394 amino acids. Gene Ontology annotation, biological process: protein O-linked glycosylation via fucose; Notch signaling pathway; regulation of Notch signaling pathway.
AGCAUGAAAUGAAGCACAAUGGCGGUUAAGCGGAGCGCAGUCAGUUCUCUCACUCUGACAUGUUUGUUUUUUUCACUUGUAAUUCAAACCUGUCGGACUUUAGCGGAGGAAGUGCAGUGGGAUGACAAUGGCUACAUAUUGUACUGCCCCUGCAUGGGUCGCUUUGGAAACCAGGUCGACCACUUCCUGGGAACGCUGGCCUUUGCAAAGAUGCUCAACCGGACCAUGGCAGUCCCUCCCUUUAUAGUGUAUCGCCACCACCAGGCCCCAUACACCAAUGUCCAUGUCCCCUACGGGGAGUUCUUCCAGUUAGAGGCCUUGUCUGCCUACCACCGCGUGGUCAGUUUGGAGGACUUUAUGGAGAAGCUGGCUCCCACACACUGGCCACCAGGGCAGAGACACGCCUACUGCUUUGAGACGGCUGCACAGCGGAGCGUAGACAAGAAAUCCUGCCCUAUGAAGGACGGGAACCCAUUUGGUCCAUUCUGGGACCAUGUCGGUGUGGAUUUUGACAAUUCAGUCUUGUUUGGUGGUAUUUCCUUCAGUGCCUACCACCAACCUCAGUGGAUGAAGAAGUUCCCCCCCGCUGAACACCCGGUCCUGGCUCUGCCUGGGGCCCCCGCCCAGUUCCCGGUGAUUGAGGACCACGUGGGCCUGCAGCGCUACAUCGUGUGGUCCGAUAAGAUGGUGAAGGAGGGAGAGGAGCAGAUUGCCUCCUCGCUGACCAGGCCAUAUGUUGCCAUUCACUUGCGGAUUGGCAUCGACUGGCAAAAUGCCUGCAAAAUGCUGAAGAGUGGCGACACAGGGCCUCACUUCAUGGCCUCGCCUCAGUGCGUCGGCUACAACCGUCAGACGACUCUACCUCUCACUAUGCCAAUGUGCCUGCCGGACCUGGCAGAGAUUCUCAGGGCUGUAAAGCUGUGGGUGAAGAGGACUUCGGCCAACUCUGUCUACAUUGCCACAGACUCAGAAUCCCACAGCAAAGAUAUUGAAAAGGUCUUCAAGGGCAAGGUGAAAGUGGUGACUCUCAAGCCAGACUCGGCCCAGUUGGACCUGUACAUCUUGGGCCGAGCCGACCACUUUAUUGGCAACUGUGUCUCCUCCUUUUCUGCUUUUGUGAAGAGGGAACGGGACGUGCGUGGCCUUCCGUCCUCCUUCUUUGGCAUGGACAAACCCGGGAAACCAAAUAAACAAGAGCUCUGAACAGUGAAAACGCGUCAUGCUGGAUGACCGCGUGAAAAGCAGUGGAUAUUUGUUCUAUAUAUAAUGGUUCUUAAUGAGCGAAGCUAGAUGAGACAUUGAGGAACAGGUGGGUUCAGUGUUAGAAUGGGUUUUAAUCUGUGAAAAAAGGGAUUUUAAGAGAUGGUGUUGGUUGGUAGUGUUGAAGUGACGGUUCAAAGGUUUUUUGAAGUGCAUGACUUACUUAAACAUAGUCAGUCUCUUACAUGCAAUUAGUGUGCUCCCUGUUAAGAGAAUGAGGAAGACAUGCCCCGUGAAAACAUGACUGCCAUUUCUGUCCCUGUUUGCCGCCAUGUUCUCAGUGAGAGCAUUCCUGCCUGUCUACUGCUGCUCACAGCACAGGGAGCACAGUCAGCUUUAUACAUGACUAUGUGUAAGUCACACAUACAACCGCUCUAAUGUUUUUUACAUGUUAUGACAUGCUGCUACAACAAAACACUAUGUUUUUGUCGGUUCUUUGCUUGAAAAUCCAGUAUGUUGACUCUAAAGCUGUGGCUCGUGCCUGCUUUUGUUCACUACAGUUGAGUCAGGUUUCCUCUCUGUCAGGGAAACACAUGGUUUCCCCCAACAUUUCCUUUAACUAUAACUGACUGUAUUCUGUGGCUGUAACAGGGUGUUACAAUCCAAACACGUCAGCACACACUUGAUUUCAGCGUCAGUGAUCACACGCUAACCCUCACUUUUUCCCUCUCUCUCCCUGCUCUUCUGUCCUUCGAUCUGUUCGCAGCUCGGUUUUCUCCUUCGUCCUUUUUCCAAGGACAGUAACCGAUCCUCCUGUCCGUGCUAAUUAUAGGGAGGGAAAAGGAGACGGGUCUCUCCACAUAUUAAUUUACCAGGACCAAAAAGUGAUGAAUGUGUGAAUGUUCACGAGAACAUUGCUGUUGUUGAACUGCACUUGAACAGAUGAGUUGAUUUGCACUGGAUGGACUGAUUGAAGUUAAAUGGGAAUGUGUUGUGGACCGAAGCAAUGUAUGCAAAUGAUGAAGUCAAUUUUUUUUAUAUAUUUUUUUUCACCAAUAAAGACGAACACUAGUUUUCAAAGAACAAA